Monosiga brevicollis MX1 is the source of this 4068-nucleotide messenger RNA. RefSeq lists its product as uncharacterized. Gene Ontology annotation, biological process: mRNA splicing, via spliceosome. Gene Ontology annotation, cellular component: spliceosomal complex; intracellular anatomical structure. Bases 20 to 3988 code for a protein of 1322 amino acids. The transcript is spliced from 14 exons. NCBI's taxonomy places the organism in Eukaryota, Choanoflagellata, Craspedida, Salpingoecidae. The record is from RefSeq and is a predicted model, not a curated record. Gene Ontology annotation, molecular function: RNA binding; ATP binding.
CGACCAACGACCGGCCACGAUGGCGGACGACCUCUUCCUCGAAGAGGUGGCGGUCAAGAUAUCGGCAGCUUUGAAUUUGAGCCUCAAUAAUCGCGGUUUGGCGCGCCAGGUCGUUGAUGCAGGUCGGGCCGCACCUUCGCUGGAGCGCUUUGUCAAAACCUGUUCCGCCUUUGGCCGCUUUGAGUCACAGUUGCUGGAGGAUCUCUACUGUCGCAUCAAGACAGUCAAGGGAAGCUCAGCCGCUGCUGGAGCAGGCGGAGCAGCUCCAGAGCAUGCUCAACAGCUGCCGGCAUCCGAACCAGAGCAAGGAGGGCUCUUUGUCCGGCGCCCGCGUAACAUCAAGCCAGCAGAGGGCGCGGAAGACCUGGUGUUUCGCCCGCCAAAGUCCGUCCUCGGCCUUGACCGCCUGGCCGCCGCCAAGCGACGACAAAAGGCCGAGCAGGAAAAAAAUGCCGAAGGGGCCGAGAGCAAGCGCUCCAAACCCACGAGUGGCGUUCAUCUCGGCUGGGAGGCAGAGGAGGAAGCAGAGCCAGUCGGUUCUGCUGCGACCAGACCCUCCCAGGACGGGGAUGACAUUAAACUCAAGUCACGUAGCUCUCGACCCAAGGCUGGCCGGCGACGCCAUCCCGGUGAGGCCACUCCAUCAGAGGGUGCAGGGUUAGCGACACCCUUGCGCGAAGAACUGCAUCAGCGCCACCGUGACCAGCGCUUUGGUGCCGACCGGCCUCGCGAUGACCGUCGUCACAACGACCGCGACGAACAUUGGUCUCGUUACGACGACAGACGCGGGCGCGACCGCCGGCCGUACGAUGACCGUCGGUCGCGGGACGAGCGCGAUCGACGAUAUGACGACCAAGGUCGAGAGGGAAGGCGUGACGCUGGUUCUUGGGAGCGUCGGGGCUCGCAUGAACAUGAACGUGAGCGCAGUCGUGAUGAUCGUACCCCUCGCAGCGACCGCCGCCUUCAAACACCCGGACGAAGGUAUAGUAGCGACUCCCACGUGCGUAUCAGCCGCGGUCGACGUCGCACGACAGGUGGCAGCACCCCUGCUUCCAUGUAUCGAUCCACUCCCAUCUCCACGCCCUCUUACAAGCGAAACUCAUGGAAUCAGAGCGAAUCGCAGAAGCAUGGGGACCGCGUGUAUCGAGAGGACGACCAUGAACGACCAGACUUUGCCAACGAGGAGGAAGAAGCCGCCUGGAAGCACGAGCAGGAUCAAAUCGAGCGACACUGGUACUAUGAAGAUGGUCACGAUGAUGACUUUGAUCCUUUUGCCGGCAUGGCCGACUACGCUGCCAAGAAGGAGCAGCAGCUCCAGUUGGCAAAACCCGUGGAACGCAUCAACGCCUUCAAGCGUCAACGAAACGCCGAUCAAGAUCGCUGGGAACAGAACCGCAUGCUCACCUCAGGCGCUGUCCAGCGCGUGGGGCCCAUGGACGACGACGAGGAUGAUGACGUGGGCAAAGUCCAUUUGCUUGUUCAUCAUCUCGUGCCCCCUUUUCUCGAUGGCCGCAUUACUUUUUCAAAGCAACCCGAGCCAGUGUAUCCGGUCAGGGACCCCGCGAGCGACAUUGCCGUCUUGGCCAAGAAGGGCUCCAUGCUUGUUCGCCGCGAGCGCGAAAAGCAGGAUGCCGUCAAGGGCCAGAAAAAGGAGUGGGAACUUGCCGGCACCGCUUUGGGCAAAAUCAUGGGCGUCAAAGACAAGUCAGAUGAUCCCGCCGAUCAGGAGCCCGAGGACCAUGCGGCUGGGUCAAAGUUUGCUGAACAUAUGAAGGAGGACGAUAAGGAAGAUAAUGCGACCUCACACUUUGCUCGCACCAAGACCAUCAAAGAGCAGCGCCAGUACCUGCCGAUCUAUGCCGUUCGCCAAGAGCUCCUUAACAUCAUUCGUGAUAACCAGGUCAUCAUCAUUGUCGGACAGACCGGCUCAGGCAAAACAACGCAAAUGACCCAAUACUUGUACGAAGCAGGGUAUGGCGACUUUGGCACCAUUGGCUGUACUCAACCCCGCCGUGUCGCCGCCAUGUCUGUGGCCAAGCGCGUGUCCGAGGAAAUGGGCGUUGAACUUGGGAAGCAAGUUGGCUACAGCAUCCGUUUUGAGGACGUGACUUCGCGUGAGACGGUAAUCAAGUACAUGACCGAUGGCAUCCUGCUACGCGAGUCGCUGAACGAAGGUGACUUGGAUCAAUACAGUGCCAUCAUCAUGGAUGAGGCCCACGAACGUUCUCUCAACACUGACGUGCUCUUUGGCCUGCUGCGUGACGUGGUUGCCCGGUGCGGCACAGCCGCCCCAAGAUGCGUCCGUCCGUCUCAUUCUCGUGUGCCUCGUUGCAUUAGACGCCGUGAUCUCAAGCUGAUCGUGACCUCUGCCACCAUGGACUCGACGAAAUUUGCUACUUUCUUUGGCAACGUGCCUGUUUUCAACAUUCCUGGUCGCACGUUCCCGGUUGAGGUGUUUUUCGCCAAGAAUCCCGUUGAUGACUAUGUCGAGGCCGCGAUCAAACAAGCCGUGCAGAUCCACUUGCAGCCACAUCCUGGUGACAUGUUGAUUUUCAUGACGGGUCAGGCCGACAUUGAGGCCACUUGCUCUGUGUUGGCCGAACGGCUGGAGGCGCUGGGCGAGGACGUACCACCACUCUCCAUUCUACCCAUCUACUCGCAGCUGCCUUCUGACCUUCAAGCCAAGAUCUUUAAAAAGUCGGAUGUUCGCAAGUGUAUUGUUGCGACAAAUAUCGCCGAAACAUCAUUGACCGUGGAUGGUAUCAUGCACGUGAUUGACAGCGGCUUUUGCAAGCUCAAGUGCUACAACCCCAAGAUUGGUAUUGACGAUCUGCAAAUUUACCCCAUCUCACAAGCCAAUGCCAACCAGCGAUCGGGGCGUGCCGGCCGUACGGGGCCGGGCAACGCUUAUAGGCUCUACACUGAAGCCAUUUACAAAAACGAACUGUUGCCGCUGACGGUGCCGGAGAUUCAGCGAACGAAUCUAGCCAACGUCGUGCUCCUGCUCAAGUCACUGGGCGUUGAAAAUUUGAUGGACUUUCACUUCAUGGACCCGCCGCCCCAGGAAACCAUCCUCAAUUCCAUGUAUAACCUCUGGAUCUUGGGCGCGCUUGACAACACGGGCGCGCUGACGCCGCUGGGCCGCCAAAUGGUGGAGUUCCCCCUGGAUCCGGCGCAAUCCAAGAUGCUGAUUGUGUCAGCCGACUUGGAAUGCUCGUCCGAGAUUUUGACCAUCGUCAGCAUGUUGUCUGUGGACAAGCACUUUUUCCGCCCGCCGGGGCGGGAAGAGGAAUCGGAUCUCAAGCGAGAAAAGUUUGCGGUACCUGAAAGCGAUCAUUUGACGCUACUUAACACAUACCAACAGUGGAAGUCAAACAACUACUCGAGCUCUUGGGCGUCGGAGCACUUUAUUCACGCCAAAUCGAUGCGCAAGGUCCGCGAGAUUCGCAUGCAGUUGAUGGACAUUAUGAAGUCUCAAAAGGUGCCCGUCAUCAGCAGCGGCACAAGUUGGGACGCCGUUCGGAAGUGCAUCUGCAGUGCGUAUUUCCAUCAUGCCGCCCGACUCAAGGGUAUCGGGGAAUAUGUGAACGCACGCACGGGCAUGCCCGCGCACCUUCAUCCUACGAGCUCUCUCUAUGGCAUGGGCAUCAACCCGGACUGGGUUUGCUAUCACGAUCUGGUGAUGACAACCAAGGAGUACAUGCAGUUUGUGACGGCCGUGGACCCCUUGUGGUUGGCUGAGCUUGGCAACAUCUUCUUCAGCGUCAAGGAUUCUGCUGAAGCGCGGCUGCGGCGCAAGAAGGAGAAUGAUCAAGAAAGCAAGCACAUGGAGCAGGAGAUGACAGAGGCCCUCAAUGCCAUGCGUGCGCGCGAUGCAAGUCGUGAGCAAGAGCGCAAGGCACUGUCCCGCUCCAUCCGCAUCGCCACUCCUGGUUCACGCCGCGAGCCUGGCACGCCCCGUUCAACCCCCCGCCGCUUUGGUCUAUAAGAGUUUAGCGUUUAGCACCCGUUCUCAUCCUCAGACGUCGAAUCGAGCAGCCCAUUUUAAAAAAUUGAGCCUACGUGGUG